Molecule: messenger RNA, 5353 nt
Organism: Globicephala melas (long-finned pilot whale)
Lineage: Eukaryota; Metazoa; Chordata; Mammalia; Artiodactyla; Delphinidae
Gene: PIK3CD
Product: phosphatidylinositol-4,5-bisphosphate 3-kinase catalytic subunit delta
Biological process (GO): phosphatidylinositol 3-kinase/protein kinase B signal transduction; phosphatidylinositol-3-phosphate biosynthetic process; cell migration
Cellular component (GO): cytoplasm; phosphatidylinositol 3-kinase complex; plasma membrane
Molecular function (GO): 1-phosphatidylinositol-4-phosphate 3-kinase activity; 1-phosphatidylinositol-3-kinase activity
Source: RefSeq, a predicted model, not a curated record
GGGCCUGCCCUCAGGCCCCCGGGGCUCGGCGCCGCCGCCCAGAGGCUCGCGCCCUCCCGUCGCUCCGGGACCCGCCCGCCGCGUCCCCUGGGCAACCGUCUCCAGGGAGACCGGGCCCCGCCCCCGGCAUCGACACCCGACAGAUAAGGAGCUCAGAGUCAGGCAAGGGCGGAAUGACGCUCAUUGAUCCCAAAGCAUCUUUAAUCUGCCAGGCAGAGGGACCUUUGCUGCUGGUCUUUCUUGGACCAUUCCAGAGAGGACGAUUGGUAUCCGAGAAUUAAAAGAGCAGGAUGCCCCCCGGGGUUGACUGCCCCAUGGAAUUCUGGACCAAGGAGGAGAAUCAGAGCGUGGCUGUUGAUUUCUUGCUGCCCACGGGGGUCUAUCUGAACUUCCCUGUGUCCCGAAAUGCCAACCUCAGCACCAUCAAGAAGGUGUUGUGGCACCGAGCCCAGUAUGAGCCGCUGUUCCACAUGCUCAGUGACCCCGAGGCCUACGUGUUCACCUGCGUCAACCAGACCGCGGAGCAGCAGGAGCUGGAGGACGAGCAGCGGCGGCUGUGCGACAUCCAGCCCUUCCUGCCCGUCCUGCGCCUGGUGGCCCGCGAGGGUGACCGGGUGAAGAAGCUCAUCAACUCGCAGAUCAGCUUGCUCAUCGGCAAAGGCCUCCACGAGUUUGACUCCUUGCAAGACCCGGAGGUGAAUGACUUCCGAGCCAAGAUGCGCCAGUUCUGCGAGGAGGUGGCCGCGCACCGGCAGCAGCUGGGCUGGGAGGCCUGGCUGCAGUACAGCUUCCCCCUGCAGCUGGAGCCCUCGGCGCGGAGCUGGGGGCCGGGCACCCUGCGCGUCCCCAACCGGGCCCUGCUCGUCAACGUCAAGUUCGAGGGCAGCGAGGAGAGCUUCACCUUCCAGGUGUCCACCAAGGAUGUGCCCCUGGCACUGAUGGCCUGCGCGCUCCGGAAGAAGGCCACGGUGUUCCGGCAGCCGCUGGUGGAGCAGCCCGAGGACUACACACUGCAGGUGAACGGGAAGCACGAGUACCUGUACGGCAGCCACCCCCUCUGCCAGUUCCAGUACAUCUGCAGCUGCCUGCACAGCGGGCUGACCCCCCACCUGACCAUGGUGCACUCCUCUUCCAUCCUCGCCAUGCGGGAUGAGCAGAGCAACCCCGCCCCCCAAGUCCAAAAGCCACGCGCCAAACCGCCCCCCAUUCCUCUGAAGAAGCCCGCCUCGGUGUCCCUGUGGUCCCUGGAGCAGCCUUUCUGCAUCGAGCUGAUCCAGGGCAGCAAAGUGAAUGCCGAUGAGCGGAUGAAGCUGGUGGUGCAGGCCGGCCUCUUCCACGGCAACGAGACGCUGUGCAAGACGGUGUCCAGCUCGGAGGUGAGCGUGUGCUCAGAGCCUGUGUGGAAGCAGCGGCUGGAGUUCGACAUCAACAUCUGCGACCUACCGCGCAUGGCCCGCCUCUGCUUUGCGCUCUACGCCGUGAUCGAGAAGGCCAAGAAGGCUCGCUCCACCAAGAAGAAGUCCAAGAAGGCGGACUGCCCCAUCGCCUGGGCCAACCUCAUGCUGUUUGAUUACAAGAACCAGCUCAAGACCGGCGAGCGCUGCCUCUACAUGUGGCCCUCCGUCCCAGACGAGAAAGGGGAGCUACUGAACCCCUGUGGGACCGUGCGGAGUAACCCCAACACUGAGAGCGCAGCCGCCCUUGUCAUCUUUCUCCCUGAGGUGGCCCCCCACCCUGUAUACUACCCUGCCCUGGACAAGAUCCUAGAGCUGGGGCGGCAUGGGGAGCACGGGCGCUUCACGGAGGAGGAGGUGAGCUGGGGGCCGUGGGCGGUGGGGCGUGGACCUGGCUGCAGCCCUCACCGCCCCCCCACCUCCACCUGUGCCCCUCAGCAGCUGCAGCUGCGGGAGAUCCUGGAACGCCGGGGGUCCGGGGAGCUAUACGAGCACGAGAAGGACCUGGUGUGGAAGAUGCGGCACGAGAUCCAGGAGCACUUCCCCGAGGCGCUGGCCCGGUUGCUGCUGGUCACCAAGUGGAACAAGCACGAGGACGUGGCCCAGAUGCUCUACCUGCUGUGCUCCUGGCCCGAGCUGCCCGUCCUGAGCGCCCUGGAGCUGCUGGACUUCAGCUUCCCUGACCGCCACGUGGGCUCCUUUGCCAUCAAGUCCCUGCGGAAACUGACGGAUGACGAGCUUUUCCAGUACCUGCUGCAGCUGGUGCAGGUGCUCAAGUACGAGUCCUACCUCGACUGCGAGCUGACCAAAUUCCUGCUGGACCGGGCCCUGGCCAAUCGCAAGAUCGGCCACUUCCUCUUCUGGCACCUGCGCUCCGAGAUGCACGUGCCCUCGGUGGCCCUGCGCUUCGGCCUCAUCAUGGAGGCCUACUGCAGGGGCAGCACCCAUCACAUGAAGGUGCUGAUGAAGCAGGGGGAAGCGCUGAGCAAGCUGAAAGCCCUGAACGACGUCGUCAAAGUGAGCUCCCAGAAGACCACCAAGCCCCAGACCAAGGAGCUGAUGCACCUGUGCAUGCGCCAGGAGACCUACCUGGAGGCCCUCUCCCACCUGCAGUCCCCGCUCGACCCCAGCACCCUGCUGGCUGAAGUCUGCGUGGAGCAGUGCACCUUCAUGGACUCCAAGAUGAAGCCCCUGUGGGUCCUGUACAGCAAUGAGGAGGCGGGCAGCGAUGGCACCGUGGGCAUCAUCUUUAAGAACGGGGACGACCUCCGCCAGGACAUGCUGACCCUGCAGAUGAUCCAGCUGAUGGACGUUCUGUGGAAGCAGGAGGGCUUGGACCUGAGGAUGACCCCUUACGGCUGCCUCUCCACCGGGGACCACACAGGCCUCAUCGAGGUGGUGCUUCACUCAGACACCAUCGCCAACAUCCAGCUGAACAAGAGCAACAUGGCGGCCACGGCUGCCUUCAACAAGGAUGCUCUGCUCAACUGGCUCAAGUCCAAGAACCCUGGGGAGGCCCUGGAUCGAGCCAUUGAGGAGUUCACCCUCUCCUGCGCUGGCUACUGUGUGGCCACAUACGUGCUGGGCAUCGGCGAUCGGCACAGCGACAACAUCAUGAUCCGAGAGAACGGGCAGCUGUUCCACAUUGAUUUCGGCCACUUUCUGGGGAAUUUCAAGACCAAGUUUGGAAUCAACCGUGAGCGAGUCCCGUUCAUCCUCACCUAUGACUUUGUGCACGUGAUCCAGCAGGGGAAGACGAAUAAUAGUGAGAAAUUUGAAAGGUUCCGGGGCUACUGUGAAAGGGCCUACACCAUCCUGCGGCGCCACGGGCUGCUCUUUCUCCACCUCUUUGCCCUCAUGCGGGCGGCAGGCCUGCCUGAGCUCAGCUGCUCCAAAGACAUCCAGUACCUCAAGGAUUCUCUGGCAUUGGGGAAGACGGAGGAGGAGGCUCUAAAGCACUUCCGGGUGAAGUUUAACGAAGCCCUCCGGGAGAGCUGGAAAACCAAAGUGAACUGGCUGGCCCACAACGUGUCCAAAGAUAACAGGCAAUAGCAGCCCGUCCAAGCCCUGGGCCUGGAGACAACCGAGCUGUCAGUCUUGGGAGCCGGGCACCCUCGGCCACCCUCCGGGACCUGAAAGGCUGGACGGCAUCCUUGGGAAAGAACCUACACAACUGCCUUUUGUUUACACUGGUUAUUUAUUUAUGACUUGAAAUGUUUCGGGAACUAAACAGCCAUACAUGGAAAUGUACCCUAAUGUGGGGAGGGGCACCGUCCUCCCACUUCCCCAUCCAAGCCCUGGGCUUUGAUGGGGAGACACUGUGAACCCGGCACCUCGAGGCCGCAUCUCGCCGAGGAUCUGUGACCUCAAGUCUUCCAGCUGGUGGGUCUGGAGCCGGCAGAGAUGAUUCUCCCGUCCGGGAGCUGCCUCCUCCCCAGGCUCCUGCCGUGCUACACCGGUCCUGGUGCCUGGCAGUGACCCGGUACCUGCUGUCCAGACAGGGCACCCACGCCUGUUCACCCCCUGCGUGCCCUCCACUGACUGAGUUCUGGGCAGCCCCCAGAGGAGGCCUGGGUACCCUCUAGAUUCAGGGAUGAUUGCUUUCCACUUUUUUUUUUUUUUUUUUGCGGUACGCGGGCCUCUCACUGCUGUGGCCUCUCCCGUUACGGAGCACAGGCUCCGGACGCGCAGGCUCAGCGGCCAUGGCUCACGGGCCCAGCCGCUCCGCGGCACGUGGGAUCUUCCCGGACCGGGGCACGAACCCGUGUCCCCUGCAUCGGCAGGCGGACUCCCAACCACUGCACCACCAGGGAAGCCCUGCUUUCCACUUUUAAAGCGACUCCUGGGUACGGGAAUUCAUCUCUGCUGUAAAGUGACUUUGUUUGCGGGUGAGAAAAAAAAUAGCCAAACUACUUUACUGAACCUCUACGGCUCGGGAGAGAGGCGCCAGCGCCCAUCACAUAUAGCGCACGCUGGUCCUCGAGACACAUUAAAAAGGCCUGAGCUUGAUUUAGCUCAUCCUGGUCAUGGAUCAAGACACAAGCAGGUGCGAGUACUUUGUGCAAUUGUAUGUGACCUCCCUCCUCCUAAAGCAGGUUUUAGGUCACGAAAGACCUGAUCUCCUCUCCACAACGCUCACCUUUGAGAACCUGCUCCCAGUACCCAGGCAGCAGAAGCGUGAGAGUUAGGGGUGUGGUGGCAUCUUUUCCUCUGACGGUACUUAGCUUGAAAGGAUUCAGGCUCAGCCUUAGGUGCGUCUGAGGAGCUUGAGAAAUGCAGGUUCCCGGGCCUCCCUCAGCCUUCUGGAGCCAACUCUGGAGAUGGGGCUAAGAACCUGGGCUUCUGGAAGCCCACAGGUGAGCUUCAUGUAUUAGCAGCCGACUCGGGACCCACAGGGGCGACACCACUUACCUCUCAAAAGGCUUUGCACGGCUCAGCAGAGCCAGAAGUAGCUGCCCUGUCAGCAGCCCUGGUGCACGGCUUCCAGAAGAGUCCAGGUGCCAACUCUGUUUCUUGGUUCACGAGAGGUGGCCGAGAGGCACUGCCCAUAGCAAUCCAUGCCACCCACAGAGCCCCACUGACCAGACUCUGGUUCCCAACUAAGUGCUGAAUUCAUCAGACCCAUCCACCUGUUUGGAAAUAGGAAAAGCCGAGAGUACGUCUACUUGUUAUUUAUUUGGACGAGUCUGUGCUUCGUGGUGUGGGCAGCACACUGCAUAUACACAGCAAUAGCCGGUCGGGUGCAUGGCCUGUGUGCCUGACGAGAAGAGUAUUUUCUAUUUUUUUUAAAUCAUUUGAUGUUUCUGUAUGGGAAAGGUGAGUUCAGCGUAACUGACGUAGGUUCAACAGUCUGAAACCUUGAAAUGAGAGGUAAAAACAGAUUAAAAGAAAUAAAAUCC